Molecule: messenger RNA, 2784 nt
Organism: Ctenopharyngodon idella (grass carp)
Lineage: Eukaryota; Metazoa; Chordata; Actinopteri; Cypriniformes; Xenocyprididae
Gene: rsph10b
Product: radial spoke head 10 homolog B
Exons: 18
Coding region: 477-2738 (753 amino acids)
Source: RefSeq, a predicted model, not a curated record
AAUUCUUAGAAAAUAAUGCACACACGAGGGGCAUUACCACCUCGGGUGUGUAUUAUUUUCUAAGAAUUCAAUGCCCGUCGUCAAUUAUUCCUUACUUUAUCCAUACAGCGGAAUUAAAUGGUCUCCAAAAAGAUUUAGUUACCAGUUUUUUUAUUUGUUUUUUCCCUCAGAAAGAAGUAAAUCAUUCUUUUUUUGUGAACUGUACUUUUAAUCUAUGCUCGUACAGAAACUGAAUUUAAAAAUAAAACUACUGUGAGAAAUAUUAAUUGGAGUAAAAAAAAUGUGACGAUUAGCCUCGGUCCCCGAUUAUAUUUUAAUAUUUUACAUUCAAGUCAUCUUAGUAAAGUUGUUGGCCUUUGUAACUUGCCGUACUGUAUCAUUGCUUAGCAACCGGUAGCGUGUUACUAUGUACACACCACUGGGAUGCCUGCAGGUUGGUGAACUAGCGAAUACUUCAGACUACCUCUCUACCGGGGAUGACUAAAGGACACAAAAUGAAAAGUUCUAACAGAUCUACACCAGAACCAACGCUAAGUAAAGUGUUAGGACAGUCCUCCACGUCCAGUGUAGUGUCAGAGUCCAUCACAGAGCCUGACGAUGGACGAGACUCGAGAUCUGCUGUGUGUUCCUCCUCUGCAGUGUCUCAGCAUACGAAUGAGCAUGAUCAGUGCCGUAAAGUUCCCAUACUUCACCAUAUAAUCGUGGAAAGAUAUGAGGGUGAUAAGUGUGGAGAAAUGUUUCAUGGAGAAGGUGUCGCUUAUUUUCAAGGUGGCCAUAUUUACAAGGGUAGUUUUUCACAUGGGUUAAUGCAUGGCUCUGGUGAAUAUAUCUGGUCGGACGGUUUAAAGUAUCAGGGUGAUUUUAAAUUUAAUGUUCCCAUGGGACAUGGGACUUACACCUGGCUAGAUGGCAGCACUUAUGAGGGAGAGAUACACCAAGGUGUCCGUCAUGGUGUCGGGAUGUACAAAUGUUUCAAAACCUCUACUGUGUACAGAGGACAGUGGUAUCUGGGCAAAAGACAAGGGCAGGGGGUAAUGUACUAUAACCAAGCAUCCACAUCAUGGUACAAAGGAGACUGGGUGAACAACCGCAGAGAGGGCUGGGGAAAGCGGUGUUACCCAUCUGGCAAUGUGUAUGAAGGACAAUGGAAAAACAAUGUUCGACAUGGAGAAGGAACAAUGAGAUGGGUUCAGCUGGAUCAGCAAUACAGUGGACAGUGGGUAAAUGGCAUCCAGGAUGGAAAAGGGACACACACAUGGUUCUGUAAAAGAGUUCCAUGCUCUCAAUACCCUCGUAUGAACGAGUACACAGGAGAAUUCGUUCAGGGCAUGCGUCAUGGUCGAGGACAGUUCUUAUAUGCCAGUGGGGCUGUGUAUAGUGGAGAGUGGAAACAUGACAAAAAACAUGGACAGGGGAGGUACACUUUUGAAAAUGGACGGGUGUAUGAAGGAGAGUUUAAUAAGGACUGCAUGGCUGAAUUUCCUGCCUUCACUCCUGGCCUGAGUGGGAUUACGACUCCUUUUCCAGAUGAGAAUGAUUCAUCCAAGAAAUCUUCACAGUCAAGCACAAACUCACCGCUCGGAUCUGACAUGGUUUUGAACAUCCAGAGCCUGUUAAAUAGAGUCCCUGAGGCCCACAGAGAUCAAGAACUCAAACAGGUGGAAUAUGCAGUGCUGAGACACAUUGGUUUGUUGAGGGAAAUCUAUAGCUUCUACAGCAGCCUUGGACAUGAGCAGUCUCCAGACAAAAUAUUCCCACUGACCCACCUGCAGUUCUCUCGAUUUCUCAUGGACUGUAAAGUUCACCAGCACAGAGUCACGCAAGCGCAAAUAGAGCGUCUCAUCACUGAUCAGGUUCAUUCUCCUUUCACUGCCAUUCUACCGAGAGAGUGUAUCAGCUAUAUUGUCAUUGUAGCAUAUCAUAUUUGCCACAAAGAUAUUGAGUCUUCUAAUAACAUACUCGCAACAUGUUUUUCAAAGCUCAUGAGGCAGAACAUCAUUCCCAAUGCAAAGAAUGUGAAAGGCUCUCUGUUCUGCCAUCCUGUCCAUGCUGCGGUUGCAUGUCAUUACUCAGACAGAUGCUGGGAAAUUUACCAGGCUCUGUGUAAAGCAAAUUCAAUCCAGCCUGACCAAAUCUUGACUGCAAGGCUAUUUGUCUGGUUGCUCAAGGACCUCUGUCUAUAUGACAGUGAGCUAACCGUGUCCAAAGUGUUAGAGAUCCUUUCUGUGAACAGUCCUGCAAUUCAUGAUGGAAUCUACAGCAACCUGGACCUGGAGAUAAGCUUUCUGGAGUUCUUUGAGGCAUUGUUGGGCUGUGCUGAGGUGAAAGGCCAGAGAAUCCAAACUGAUGUUGAGAGCCAGACUGACACAAGUCACUGGGACGACACUGUGAAGAAUAUUACAGAGCUGAGUUCAAAUCAGGCGGUCUCAUCUUUUGAAAUGUUUCAGUCAUCCCUAUCUGAGGAGAUGGAGCAAAGGCAAAGUCCUGUGCUUGCUUUCAAAGAGAAGGACUGGAUACAGAAAACUCAGCAGUUCUUCACUCAGAUCUUCUUCCCUGCAUAUGAGCACAGUGUGAAGGAGAAGAGACUCAAACUGAGAGAAAAGAACAGAAGUGCUCUUGCAGAUGCUGACAAAGAAAGACACACAGAGCAGCUGGAGGCUGAGGAGAGACAAGGCGAAGAUGGAGACAGAGAGGCCCCAAACAACGAUGCUAACCGCUCACCCCCCUUUCUCCCAUGACCCGUGUGUCCUCUACUACAUCUGUGAUUUCAAAACAGUAGUAAAU